AUGACAAAAACCAUCACCACACCUAGCAGUUCUCUGUAUGGAAAGGUAUAUGUAAGAGGAAAUUUCUAUGAUUUCACACCAGACAUCAUCAACAGAUGCCUUGGAACAUCUGAGAUUGAACAAGAGAUUGAACUAAACAGUGAACAAGUAGCCAAGGAACUCACAGCAGGAAAUGUUAGCUUUGAAAAGAACAAAAUCAAAGCAGCUUCUCUGACCAGCAAGUAUGCAAUCCUACAGAAGAUAGCCCUUGCAAACUGGAUGCCCUCUCUCCAUGAAUCCACAGUGAAAUGGACCUUAGCAGAACUAUUAUACAAAAUAGGAAAAGGAGUAAAAAUCAACAUGGGUUCCAUCAUUCAUACACAAGUCACAAAUUUAGCAGAAGACACCAAAUCCAACACUUCCCUAAUCUUUCCAAACCUCAUUUCUUCAAUCCUGACAAAACAAGGCCUCAAGACUCAAGGACCCAUGACCACUGUCAAGAACUUCAACACAACUGUUAAACUAAGAAAGGGAAACCACCAAAAUGAUCUUAAAUCCACAGCCCCAAAGAAUAACCCACUUGAUUCAAAGACACUGAUCACUUACUUUGAAGGCAGACUGACAGAACUAGAAGCCUCAGAAAAAGAUCUUUUAAGAAAACACAUGAACAUCAAGGAAGAAAAGGCUGAAAUAAUAGAAUGGCUGGCAGUACUAAAGGAUGAAAUUGAAGAAAACCAAGAGCAAGGAACAGGAGAAGAUAUCCAAGAUCACUCUCAAGAACCAGAAAAUGAAGACAAUCAAGAUCAAGGAUCAGAAGAAGACAACCAAGAAAGAGAUGCUGAAACACCUGUUUCAACACCAGAACCAGACAACUAG
Messenger RNA from Ipomoea nil (Japanese morning glory), 855 nucleotides. RefSeq lists its product as uncharacterized. The coding region runs from base 1 to 855 and encodes 284 amino acids. Lineage: Eukaryota; Viridiplantae; Streptophyta; Magnoliopsida; Solanales; Convolvulaceae. The transcript has a single exon. The record is from RefSeq and is a predicted model, not a curated record.